CGAAGUUGCCGUGCUCGCCGCCGUACGCCUUAUCGAGGAUAACAAAGGAGUGGACUUCAUGGAACCGCAAGCCGCCGAUAAAUUAUGAUCGAAUUUUCGAUUUGAGCGGUGUGAAACUCUUCGUUCCACCCAUUGACACUGGAAAUUAGCCGUGGCGUUCGCAUCGAGGCCUGUCAAGUACGGGUGCGUUAGUCCGACGACAAAUAUUAUGGCUUGACAAUCCUGUCGUCACGAAGCAGAUAAUACAUAUACUAAUAACACAAGCAGCAGUACAUAGUACACCACAACAAAUUCGGCGACCAGUUCUUCAUGCUCGUAUCGCACGGACGGCCGCCGCUUUCGAAGCCGCAUCUUGCCACAGGCAAUUAACGCGGCUCAACUGAAUUGACAACAUAGAAGCAGUGUAGCGCCAGCACGUGUUCCGCAAUGUUGCCCAGCGAUCAGCCCGCCUGCCAGGUCAUCGGCUACUGGAUGUCGGAGAAAAAAAGCCAGAAGCUGAACUGGAGCGAAUUCGCCGGAGUGUGCAAGUUAAAUGGAAUAGAGCUAGUCAAGCUUGAUCUACAAAAGCCUCUGGAUACGCAAGGACCUUUCACGGCCAUCCUGCAUAAACUGACGGACAUCAUAGCUCUAGCAACGCAGAAAGAUGCCGAGGCCCAGGCGAUGAUGGACAACAUCGAGAGCUUCCUGGAUGCGCACCCUGAGGUCGCGGUCAUUGAUCCUUUGCCCAAUGUGCGUCAACUGCUUGACAGAUCUCUUUCAUACUCGGUCAUUCGUUCCAGUGAUUUGGAGAAGAUUGAUGUGUUCACUCCGACUUAUGUUGAGCUGAAUUCUGACGACGUGCAAGUAAAUCUUUCCAAAUUGGCGUCAGGAGGAGUGAAGUUCCCAUUUGUCUGCAAACCCCAAGUGGCCCAUGGCUCAAGCAACGCUCACAAGCAUGAGUCUUCUUCGCAGAUGUCGAUUAUUUUCAACGAAGCAGGAGUAGCAGACUGCAAACCGCCAUGCGUCGCCCAAACCUUUAUCAACCAUAAUGCCCUUCUGUACAAAAUAUUUUCCGUUGGCGAUGACCACCACGUCGUUAAGAGACCUUCGCUGAAGAACUUUCACUCAUCUGACCAAAAGACGAUUCACUUUGACAGUCACGAUGUGUCCAAGGCUGACUCUUCCUCAGCUCUGAGCAUUCUCGAUGAGGGCAAAGUUGAGGAACACCAGCCAGAUGCUGACCGGUUCAGCAAAAUUGCGCACAUCCUGAACAAAGCGCUCGGCAUGGACUUAUUGGGCAUCGACGUUGUGAUUGAAAACGGAACAAACCGAUAUGCCAUCAUUGACAUAAACGCGUAUCCAGGUUAUGAUGGCUACCCGAAUUUUUUCAACAGUUUGUUAAGUUGCAUUCAAAACACGAUUAAAUCUCACAAAAAACGCUUGGAAUCGGGCUUUGACACUGGCUAUUCUAGUGAUGAAAAAAAGAAAAAUCUGCCUAUCGGCCGGAUACACAAGAAGAGUUCCGCGAACAGCUCCACGGGUAGCUAGUCAUGGCGCCUUGUUGCGAAAUAUAUGCCACAUGAUGCCUUUGGUAUUUUGCUGUCAUAAUUUUUAGUACAAAAGGAACUGUGGGACCGUUUUCUUCCAUUAUUUUUUCCAUCUUUCUACAUGAUAAGCUAUAUCUUUUAUCUACUUUUAUCUUGACUAUCAUAUGAUUCAUUUCCUGAGACUUUUAUUUUACUGCUUAUAUUGUACAAUAUUACAUUUGUCCUUCCAUGGUCGGACAUCUCUAAAAAUUCUACAUCAGCAGUUUGCUUUCAUUUACAAACGUGUCUUCGAUUCAUUCCAAUUUGUAUAUUAUGUAUGUGUUGCUGCUAAAUAGUAACGACUGGCAUGGUAAAUUGUGCCACACAGGCGGUCAGUGUAUUUUCUACAUAGGACGAAGGCUUUCAGAUUAUUUGGCCCUUCUAUGAGUUAACCAAGGUGUUAAUUCAAAAAAAUUAUAACAGUUCAUUUUUGGCGUUGAAUUGAUUCUGAUGACUAAUGAUUUGUGACAUUAUAGGUGAUAUAUUGUUAUUGUUAAUGACAUUCAAAUUCAAUGAUCAAACUUGAGGUCUGAAAGUCCUUUCUUAAGAGGCAUUUUGCAUAUUUUGUAAUAUUCAUCUAAAUUACGAAUGCAGAUAAAUGAUAAAUUUUGUUGAAUAUUAUAAAUAUUUAUUGUUAAUAUAUGAAUCCUCAUUUGCUGCAGGUGUUAAUAAAAAGGAUAAAAAGCAA
Cloeon dipterum is the source of this 2253-nucleotide messenger RNA. Its product is annotated as inositol-tetrakisphosphate 1-kinase-like. The record is from RefSeq and is a predicted model, not a curated record. Lineage: Eukaryota; Metazoa; Arthropoda; Insecta; Ephemeroptera; Baetidae. Gene Ontology annotation, cellular component: cytoplasm. The transcript is spliced from 11 exons. Bases 427 to 1527 code for a protein of 366 amino acids. Gene Ontology annotation, biological process: inositol trisphosphate metabolic process. Gene Ontology annotation, molecular function: magnesium ion binding; inositol-1,3,4-trisphosphate 5-kinase activity; inositol-1,3,4-trisphosphate 6-kinase activity.